Cuscuta campestris is the source of this 799-nucleotide messenger RNA. NCBI's taxonomy places the organism in Eukaryota, Viridiplantae, Streptophyta, Magnoliopsida, Solanales, Convolvulaceae. The record is from the annotation of a GenBank genome assembly.
GAAGAAGACGAAGAAGAAGAACUAGGUAUUCUCCCUCGAGCCCCGUAGCCCAACGGAGAUCCGCCGGCAGUGAAUAAGGAAGAAAAUGGGGUUCUUUUCGUUCCUGGGAAGAGUUCUCUUCGCCUCCAUCUUCAUCCUCUCCGCCUGGCAAAUGUAUAAUGACUUUGGAGAGGACGACGGGCCUGCCGCAAAGGAACUGGUUCCCAGGCUGGCUGUUGCUAAGAGAUUUUUUGCUUCCAAGUUUGGGGUAUCGCCAAACAUCGAUGUUAAGCAUAUUGUUGCAGCCUCUCUGGUGCUGAAAGGAGUGGGAGGCCUUGUGUUUGUAUUUGGCAGCCCACUUGGUGCUUAUCUGCUGAUGUGUUACUUGAUCUAUAUCACUCCCUUUCUUUACGACUUCUAUAACUACAAAUUCGGAGAGUCACAUUUUUUCCCUCUUCUCCAUGACUUCCUGCAGAAUGUGGCACUUUUCGGCGCAUUGCUCUAUUUCCUUGGAAUGAAGAACUCCAUUUCUAGGAGGCAGCUCAAGAAAAAGACAACAAAGCCAAAGGCAGCUUAGGCGUGUCCGAGCGUGCGCGUGUUGUACCAUUGUUUACUGUUUACACAAUCAUUUUUUUGUAGCAAUAUUCAUACUAUGUCCCUUUUUUAUGUUCUCUGUUUCUGCAUUUUCUGCACAACUUAUUGAAUGUAUGGGUGUGGAAUUGUGGGUUAAUGGUGUUAUUUAGAGUAUCAAAACUUACCUUCAUGACUACUGUUCACUGUGUAUUAUGGACCUCUUCUGGAUUAAAUUUAUCACUGCCUU